AUGGAGGUGGGCGGGCUCCCAAUGGAGCUUUGGAGGGUUAUCUUAGCCUACCUGCCUCUCGCCGACCUGGGCCGCUGCUGCCAGGUGUGCCGAGCCUGGAGGGAGUUGGUCCUCUCUCUGGACAAUACCCGCUGGAGGCAGUUGUGCCUAAGCUGCCCUGAGUGCAGACACCCCAACUGGCCCAGUAAGCCUCACCUGGAGCCUCCAUCCUGGAGGGAAGCCCUGAAACAACAUGCUCUGGCCACCCGCACCUGGACUCAGAAUGGACCUGAGCACCAGUCGACUGCCUGCCUCCUUUUAUUCAGGCGUAGGAAAGACCGCAGGGUUUGGCAUGUGGGGCCGGGUUUUGAGUUUGAGACACUUCGAGGAGCUCUUGGGGUCGCGGGGCCCUAUGAUCGAUUGGUUCUCCACCCAGGGGUGUAUGAAGAGCAGGCUGAAGUGGCCCUCAAGGUUCCUGUGGAGCUGUUUGGACUUGGCAGGCUGGGUGAGGUCACCCUACUGGUGUGUAUGGAGCAGCAAUGCCCUACUGCGAGGCUGUGUAAUUUGGUUUUCAUGCCACCUUGGUUCUCCACAGUGGUCUACAAGACAUCAUGGGGUCAUGUCCAACUGGAUAACUGCAACUUUGAGGGGGCUCAGCUGCAAGUUCGCGGUCCCGGAAGUUGCCAGGCACGCUUUUGCUCCUUCUCCAAAGGCAGCUCUGUGCAUUUGGUCAAUGUGGCCCUCAGCUUACUGGACAGCUGUGACUUUUCUGGGAGCGAUGCAGCUUCAGUAACAGUGGAAGGUUCUCCAGUGUCUGAAAAAAACUGGGCUUGUAAAUAUAUGGCUGCCCUGGCAAGGACAUUUUCACCGUGUGGGCGCAAUUAUAGUGUCCCGUACAGAGGGAACACCACUGGCAGAGCUUUUUCUAAUGCUGUUCUUACAAAGGAGCAUGUAAGUAAGGACGACUUGCAGAGGGAAAAUGGAUCGGAAGCAACUAAUCAGGGCACAGUGAUUGAAGAUGGAUGGAGUGAUGGUGAGAUUGAGGGGUGCAAAGAGGGCGGAAUCACCAAAAACUCGUUUUCAAUGGAUUAUAAAAUCCCAUGUGACAACCAUGGACUGGCCUACUUACUGAAGCCCCAUGCAGAUGGCUCCUUGCCAUUCUCAUCUUCACCAAAUCCCCCGAGUGUGACUCCAGAACCUCUCACUCUUCAGCAGGAACUGGACCGGGACCCUGAUGCUCAGAUGUUUCUGUCGUCGACUCUUGGCUGUCUGGUCCAGCGUUGUCUCUUCCGGGAAGGCAAGGGAGGAGUCCAUAUAUCCAACUACGGACAAGCUCGACUGGAGGGCAACGUUUUCCGCUGUCUGAACUACGCCGUCAGAUGCAUCCAGAACUCCAUUAUAGUGAUGCUGCAAAAUGAGGUGUUUGAGUGCAAAGCGUCAGGCGUGUUUCUGCGGCUGUCGGCCCAGGGUCUUAUUGCCGAAAAUGACAUCCACUCAAAUGGGGAGGCAGGGCUAGACAUCCGGAAAGGAGCCAACCCCAUAAUUGUGUGUAACCGAAUACACAGUGGCUUGCGCUCUGGGGUUGUCGUGCUAGGGAAGGGAAAAGGCUCACUUCGGAGCAACCGAAUCUAUAACAACAAAGAAGCAGGCCUGUACAUCCUCUUCAGUGGGAAUCCUGUGGUCUGUGGAAACCACAUCUUACAAGGGCAGGCAGCAGGGAUUGCUAUAAAUGAGAACGGCAGAGGAAUCAUAACAGAAAAUGUCAUCAAGGAAAACCAAUGGGGAGGUGUAGAUAUUCGCAGAGGAGGUGAUCCAGUUCUGAAGAAUAACCACAUCUGUCAUGGAUACUCUGAUGGCAUUGUGGUGGGAGAACGAGGCCGUGGACUCAUUGAGGGAAACCACGUCUACUGCAACAAAGGUUGCGGUGUUUGGGUUAUGUCUUCCAGCCUCCCACAGCUCCUCAGAAACUACAUCACCCAUAACUGCAUGUAUGGCCUAGCUGUGUUCUGCAGGAAGGAUCCUGAAAAUAUCGAAGCCAGGGAGGGGAACUGGCCGGCACACGACGGGAUCGAGGAGAACGAGAGGGAAGAACAGGAAAAUCUACAUGAAGAGGGGGAUAUCUUUGCAUGGGAAAGUGACCUGGAUAGUGAGGAUGAACGCCACUCAGCACGCCGCUCCAUCAGUGUGGCACUGGUGGAGAACAACUGCAUGAGCUUUAAUGGAGCUGUAGGUCUUUAUGUUAAAACCAGUGAACCACUCAACAUUUAUGCCAACCUCGUCAAUGCUAACAAGGGCGUUGGCGUUUCCGUGCUACAGAGCAGUCAUCUGACCCGCUUGGUUGCCAACUGUAUUCUUGCAAAUGUCCGAGGAGGCGUUACUGUUGAGACGGACUCCCGCGUCGAGCUUCGUAAUAAUGGCAUAUAUGAAAAUAAGGGCCACGGUAUCAACUUCUAUGGGAUCGGACAAAUGGUUGAGAAUGACGUUGUUGGAAACACUGGCUACGGGAUCCAAGUGUCUGGAAGCUGUGACGUCAAGGUUGUGCGCAGCCGUGUUCAACCAGCACUGGGUUCUGGAAUCGCAAUACUGGGACCAGCAAAAGCAGUGGUUACUGAUAACCAGCUGUUCCAGGGCCACCCAGAGAGCAAAAAAAGCCUUUUAUACUUGGACCCCGGCAACGACAACUGCGUCUUACGCAACAACAGUAUUUCAAGACAUAAUAGCAGCUGUACAUCUUUCCCUCCUUGGAUUCUGGAAAACCCUCCACCCCGUCCCCCAGCUAGCUCACCUUCAGGCCUUUCCUCCUCACAGUACCCGUCACGACUGGGCAUCUCCAUGACAACCAGGAUUAGUGCCACCGUAGAGAGCGGUUGCCACAGUGGCAGCAUGUUCUGUUCUAUCCUGUGA
This is a messenger RNA of Nerophis lumbriciformis (worm pipefish), 2883 nucleotides long. The record is from RefSeq and is a predicted model, not a curated record. Lineage: Eukaryota; Metazoa; Chordata; Actinopteri; Syngnathiformes; Syngnathidae.